UCAUAAUUUUUAUCUUCAAGUGUUCAUAGCAUAUUCAUCACUGAGAAAGAAAGAAGAGUAACUGAAAAGAGAUUAUUACAACCAGUUCAUUCAUCCAUAGUUCCUUGGAGAAGAUCAAGAAAAGAAAUUAUCAAUCUCUUUUAGAAGUGGUAAUUAAGGAGGUUUGUACAAUAUGAAAGAUCAAGAGAAAGGGAAAGGGCCAAUGGAUCUUCAAAACUCUGCUACUGAAUUAAGAGCGCUUAUUGUCGAUGAUGAUAAGCUUGUUAGAAUGAUUCAUCAAGGUCUAUUGAAAAGAGCUGGUGUGAGAAAUGAAGCAGUAAAGAAUGGUAAAGAAGCCAUAGAUAUUCAUUGUAGUGGUCAAAGUUUUGAUAUUAUUCUUAUGGAUAAGGAUAUGCCUAUCAUGAAUGGGAUUGAGGCAACCAAGAAACUGCGAUCAAUGGGUAUUGAAAGCAUGAUUGUUGGUGCAUCAUCAUGCUAUAGAGAAGCAGAAAAACAAGAAUUUAUUGAGGCAGGGUUAAAUGACUAUCAAGUGAAACCAUUGACCCUUGACGUGCUUAAGUCAAUUCUUGAUGCUGUAAAAGCUAGAAAGUAGCAUGGCCUCUUGUGGAUGAUGUUGUAAGAAAUUAGGGAAAACGUUGUGCUUUUAGUUUAGAUAGUUUCUUUUUAAAAUGACUGAAUAAUCUGUAACUCUCAAUUGUUAAUUCAGUAUUGUAAUAAUUGA
Lathyrus oleraceus (garden pea) is the source of this 721-nucleotide messenger RNA. Its product is annotated as two-component response regulator 24. The record is from RefSeq and is a predicted model, not a curated record. NCBI's taxonomy places the organism in Eukaryota, Viridiplantae, Streptophyta, Magnoliopsida, Fabales, Fabaceae. Gene Ontology annotation, biological process: phosphorelay signal transduction system. Bases 173 to 592 code for a protein of 139 amino acids. The transcript is spliced from 4 exons.